Molecule: messenger RNA, 1194 nt
Organism: Tilletiaria anomala UBC 951
Lineage: Eukaryota; Fungi; Basidiomycota; Exobasidiomycetes; Georgefischeriales; Tilletiariaceae
Exons: 2
Coding region: 1-1194 (397 amino acids)
Biological process (GO): mitochondrial fission
Cellular component (GO): mitochondrion
Source: RefSeq, a predicted model, not a curated record
AUGUCUUCUCCAGCUCAAGCCAGCGCAGACCCCAUCGGGGACGGGCUGGACGGAGGGCCUGGUCGAUAUGCUGCAUACUUGAUGCGCUUGCGUACGCUCAUCACCGCUAGCUCGCGAUACAUUGCAUACUCGUCUGAUGUUGGCGAAGCCUUCCGUCCACUCACAUCGCCCAACGUUGUGCGAGCGGCCUAUGGCAUCUCAUGGGCAUACCUCGCCUUGGAUGUCGGCUACGCGGGCUACAAGGCCCAUCUGGCGCAUCAUGAGGCUGUAUCUCCGCUUGAGUCGAUCAAUAAUUCCCUGUUGAAAGCUAGGAAUGACAUCGACAAGCUGUCCCCAGCUGAAAAGGUCGAGCUGAAGAAGCGUCAAUUCGACAUCUCGAACGAUGCAACCCUCUCACCUCACCAUUCGGAGAUCACGAAUAUAGGGCUGGUCGUCGCACGCCGCGCAGUCUUUCAAAGCAUCGCGUCAAUGGCACUGCCAGCAUUCACAAUCCAUUCGAUCGUCCGCUACUCAGCGCCGCUGUUUGCCAAGAGCUCCAAUGCACGUGUGCGUGCUGCCGGUCCCACGGUCGCGGGACUGGCAUUCGUCCCUGCCUUGCCGUAUCUGUUUGAUAAGCCCGUUGAGCAUGUGGUCGACGCAAUUUUCGACAAGGGCGAAGGUAUUCUUCUCGGCUCGACGAGCGCUGCGCGCAGCGAGGCGGGAAAGAAGGCUGAGCAGAAUGUCCACGACUCGGAAGGGUUGUUGAAGCAGAAAGAGAAGCAAGUGGAAAAGGAGGCAAGAAAACUAAAGGAUCAAGUGGAAGGAGCCUUCUCCUCAUUACGCUCCAAGGCAACUACCAGCGCUGACAGCUCGGAGAAUUCCAACCUGGUCGCCAAAGCCGUGAUUCUCGGCAUCGGCAUCGACCUGCUCUAUCUCCCGCGCCUUCAGACCCUGCUGCACCGCCAAGCGCAGCGCAUGGCGGCCGGCAGCGCCCGACGGCCGCGGAUACUGGCGGGUAUGGGCGGUUUGGAAGGCAGCGAUGCCUCGCUGCGUCGCUUCGUCAUGCCUGCCACGUUGGGUGCAGGAAUGAAGUUAGCGGAGCGCAUUGGCUGCGAGAGGGAGCGGCAGCAGUUUCACAAGCUUUUUGUCGGUGACGCAAAACCCGAAGCGGGGUUCACAAAUGCCAAGGCUAUGCGAUGGCUUGCUUUGAGGUGA